CUCCCGUAAAUUUAAAUGCGUGUUAUGCAACAUCAUCAUAUAUGUCGAAAGGACUGAAGCCUGUCAACCAAAACAUGAGCUCAUUGAUAUAAUUAAAUGAGUCUGCUUUUUUAUUCCAUCCACUACUUGGUCAGGCUUCCAUAAAUAUUUAGUUCAUAUGUAGGGUUACGUUCGACCUAAGAUUAAUGGUGCAACGCUCAAAUAUUUAGUAGUGCGUAAAUAGUGACUUAGUGACCAUUUACGCCACAACUAGGCUAAGUUGUAACGUACGUAUAGCUCGUGCAACUGGCCCCUGACCUCUUGGAACUUUAAUUGAGUACCCCUGCUCUAGUGCCCAAUGGUCAACAGAUGUAGAAAAGAAGUCCCGCCUUACAGGUAAAAGAGCCAAUCACCUUUUAGAGAUACAUGCUGCAUCGGAAUAUCCAUACUUCACAAAUAUAUAGUAUGCCAAAAACAGUAUGCCAAUGGAGUAGUAUGUCCGAAUCCACAGUAUUCAUGAAGCAGUAAGGGAGAAGUACCCGGAUGACCUAGUAUUUCCGGUGAGAUGCUGAAGUGCAGAUCGACUGGACACUUAACAAUCCCAUAAUCCCUCAGGAGCUGUGGCGACGUCACGUUCAAAGCGCUGGAUUUAAAAGAACGGCGGUGAAUCGCGAGUCGGACGGCUCUUCUCAACUGAAGUGCUAUAAAUACCAAGAUAACUGUUCCCUGUGCUUAAAUGGUGCUUGUUUAACAAAGCCUGAGCGGAUAGUUUUCGUGGUUGUUGUUCUUACGUCAUAUAUUCGGGUCACGAGACAAUGCCCACAUACCCGGAUGAAGUAUGUCCGAAAUCUAUGAUGCCUUCAGGUAAACUUGGAAUUCCAUGAAAGCUCCGACUUGACUGUCGUGACGUCAUUUGAAAAGAACCAAUAUGGCAGCGGCCUCAACAGUUGAAGGAAGUGAACAUAUUUCUGUUUAAUAUACUAUUUUAUUAUGCCACUGAUACCUGGAUCAUUUCUUUUUGUUCUUAAACAUUUUGCAAAAACAUAUAGUUGUGAAUUAAUGAAGUGAUACAUUUUACUGCUAUUAACAACAAAGCCGUUUUGGCGUUAGAAGUGUUGCCAUAGAAGGUCUGAGGAUGUGAACGGCUCAGAGUAGAACCUCAUAGUUGCCAUCUCGUAAUUACAGUAAUUCCGACAUUAGGUGAAUGCACCACUAUUUAUACUACUCGCAUGAAUACCUAAAAGAAGUACUGUUUUGCCGGCAGAUAAACGCGCCCUUCAUCAUAUACAUUACACAUUGUAACAGCAGCCUACGCGGUUUCGGACGCAGACAUGACAUCAACUCGCGCAUGCGCAUUAGCUAUACAAGCCGUGAAAAUUGCGUGUUUUAGCAUAAUAUGAGGUAAAGAAGCACAAUUUAUGAUUUCAAUAUUAUCAGAUUUUAUUGCUGAUUUGAAAUGUGUUCUUUGAUCGUAAUAUUGACCAACCGUUUUUGACAAUUCGGUGUUCCCCCAAUCAAGUAGGUAGGAGCUGCACUGGCAUGACUGGAAAUUGCCUCCCGAGAUCGUUCCAAAGAUGGCCGACAGUGGACUGACUCGCUUGAGAGACUUUGGUAGCAGUGUGCCAGAUAAAGCAGCAGUUGUUUGAAUUCGAAAGUAGGCGUGUGCGAAGGAUUAUGACAUCAGCAGCAAACAGAUCACAGCGCGUUCCAUCACAGCGAGCGAACAUGUUUAAAAGUUUCAGUGGCUUGUAGUUUUGUGCGUCGAUGCUAUGUCCGUUCCGCGCGAAACACAACAGGAUAAACUGUUUUAUUUUUUCAUUUUGGCGUGAUACAAAUUCGUUCCUACGCACUGACCUUUUGGAGCUCGAAUGCAGAAUAUCGCGUAGGAGUCGCUUUGCGCGCGGUAAAGAGUUGCUGUCUGCCUGUUUUCCUUCAUCGCUAAAUGGAGUCACGGGUCGAAUUCAGUCGUGAGGAGAUAAACGGCACGAUAUGGGAAGUUCCCGAGAAGUACAUUUGCUUGAAGCAGAUCGGAACGGGAGCGUAUGGCAGUGUAUGCUCAGCCAUCAACAAUAAAACCAAAGAGAAGGUGGCUAUCAAGAAAUUACACCGGCCUUUUCAGUCGGAGAUCUUUGCGAAGAGAGCGUAUAGAGAACUAAGGCUCCUCAAGCAUAUGAAACAUGAAAAUGUGAUAGGCCUGCUAGACGUCUUCACUCCUGCCUUGAGACUUGACAAUUUCCAAGACUUCUAUCUGGUGAUGCCAUACAUGUACACGGAUCUCUCCAAAGUCAAGGGCCCCCUCUCAGAAGACCGUGUACAGUUCUUGGUCUAUCAGAUGCUGUGUGGACUAAAGUAUAUUCAUGGUGCUGGCAUCAUUCACAGAGACCUCAAACCAGGAAACCUGGCUGUGAACCAAGAUUGCGAGCUGAAGAUCUUGGAUUUUGGCCUGGCACGUCACGCAGAGGCUGAGAUGACAGGUUACGUAGUGACGCGGUGGUACAGGGCCCCUGAGGUCAUUCUAAACUGGAUGCACUACACGCAGACAGUGGAUAUCUGGUCUGUUGGCUGCAUCAUGGGUGAAAUGUUCAAUGGAAAAACACUCUUUAAAGGCAAAGACUACAUGGAUCAAUUGACUCAGAUAAUGAAAGUAACAGGGACACCAGGUCCAGAAUUCAUUGAGAAACUAGAAAGCCCAGAGGCAAAAAGCUACAUCAAAUCUCUGCCCCACUACCCACGCAAAGAUUUCUCUGCAUUGUUUCCCAGAGCCAGUAAAAAAGCGGUAGAGCUGCUUGAGAAGAUGCUGGUGUUAGAUGCUGAUGUUCGACUCACUGCUGAUGGUGCAUUGGCACACAGUUUUUUUGAUGGCUUAAGGGACCCAGAAGACUGGACAGAGCCGACAGCGUAUGAUAACAGCUACGACAAUGCCACAUUGCCCUUAGAAGAGUGGAAAUGUUUGUCAUUUAAAGAAGUGAGAAGCUUUGUUCCAUUCCCAAGAAGAGACUCAAAGAGAAGAAACACACUCACAAUGACUUAGUGAUAGUGUGCUUGCCAUUAAAGCAAUAGUUCAACCAAAAAUGAAAAUUCUCUCAACAUUUACUCACCCUCAUGCCAUCCCAGAUGUGUAUGACUUUUUUUGCUAAACACUGUCGAAGACUUUUAAAAGAAUGUCUCAGUUCUGUAGGUUCAUUCAAAGCAAGUAAAUAGUGGCCAGAACUUUGAAUGUCCAAAAAGCACAUAAAGGCAGCAUAAAAUCCUACGACUCCAGUGGUUAAUCUAUGUCUUCAGAAGCGAUAUGAUAGGUGUGGGUGAGAAACAGAUCAAUAUUUAAGUCCUUUCUUACUGUAAAUCUCCACUUUCACUCCCACAUUUUUAUUCUUUAGAUUUUUUGUGAUUCGCAUUCUUCGUGCAUAUCACCUCCUACUGGAUAGGGAGGAGACUACAUAUUGAUCUGUUUCUCACCCACACCAUGUCAUAUCGCUUCUGAAGACAUGGAUUUAACCACUGGAGUAGUAUGAAUUACUUUUAUGCUACCUUUAUGUGCUUUUUGUACCUUCAAAUUUCUGGCCACUAUUCACUUGCAUUGUUUGCACAGACAGAGCAGAGAUAUUCUUCAAAAAAUCUUUGUUUGUGUUCUGCAGAAGAAAGAAAAUCAUACACAUCUGGGAUGGCAUGAGGGUGAGUAAAUGAUGAGAGAAUGUUCCUUUUUGGGUGAACUAUCCCGUUCAUGGUGCACUGUAUUACAAUGAUACAAUUAGGCCUUCCAUCUCUGCCUUGGAACAAUUUAGAGUGUAUAUUCACUCCUAAAAACUAUAUAUAAAUUGCAGUAUUUUGUAAAUGUUGUAUUUCUGGGCCCAUUUUAUUUUGAUUUAGUGAUAACUGUCCUUCAUUUAUUGCCAGUGUGCAUAGCACAAUAAAAGGAUAGUUCACUCAAAAAUGAAAAGCCUUUCAUCAUUUACUCACCCUCAUGUUGGGUGAAAUAAUUUCAAAUUUUAGACACUAGUGAACAUUCUGCUAAAUAUCCCCUUUUGUAUUUCUAAAAAAAUAAUUUGGGUUUUGGGGUGAACUAUCCCUUAAGUGCUAUUAUCAGGUUAAAAAAAAAUGCUCUACAAAGAACUGUCACAUUGUCAUGUAUUUUAGUGUUAUGGGUCUUAAAGUUCAAACAAAAUGAACAUAUUUCACAUUUGGGAUACAUAAAUAUAUACAGACCAAAUACAGAUUGUAUACAGUAUAAUGAACUGCAAAAACAAUGCAUUUUAUUAUUUUGUUAGUUUACUUAAGCUUUUUAGAGUUCAGUCAAACACUCGAAAGCUUCAGUAUUGUGAGAUGUUUACCUAUAAUUAAGGCUCGUUUUAGCUACCAUCAGAACCUUUGAAAGGUGUGACAGAAUGUUUUGCUUGGAGGAAAAGGUAAAUGAAGGGAUAGAUAGGCCAUGACAGAUGGCAACAUGGGAGAACCUGAGGGCACAUCAAGGUUUUAGUAGCACUACGGUGUGAAAUGUAGAGGCCCAUUCAGUCCUUUUAGUUUUUCUACAGAGCCUGUCUUUAUCUCUGUUGUUACAAAAUGUGGGAUGUUUUUAACUGACAUAAAAGCCUACAACUUA
Molecule: messenger RNA, 4576 nt
Organism: Myxocyprinus asiaticus (Chinese sucker)
Lineage: Eukaryota; Metazoa; Chordata; Actinopteri; Cypriniformes; Catostomidae
Gene: mapk13
Product: mitogen-activated protein kinase 13
Exons: 12
Coding region: 1922-3010 (362 amino acids)
Biological process (GO): protein phosphorylation; intracellular signal transduction
Cellular component (GO): nucleus; cytoplasm
Molecular function (GO): ATP binding; MAP kinase activity
Source: RefSeq, a predicted model, not a curated record